Molecule: messenger RNA, 6369 nt
Organism: Entelurus aequoreus (snake pipefish)
Lineage: Eukaryota; Metazoa; Chordata; Actinopteri; Syngnathiformes; Syngnathidae
Product: collagen alpha-1(XVII) chain-like
Exons: 51
Coding region: 527-5995 (1822 amino acids)
Source: RefSeq, a predicted model, not a curated record
CCCCCGGUUUAGAGUUUCUUGGCUGAAAGGCAUGGAAAAAGGUGUGGCUUUUUGAGAAUCUUGAAGCUAUGUGAGAUGUGAGUGAGGGCGCCAACUCUUCAUCAAACACAGUCAUGGAGUCCUGAUUUUGAGAAAGAAAAAAACCCCUGCGCUUGUGGUCCAGUGUAGGUUUGUCUCGCACAUAGAUGUGAGUGCAUGGAGCCCCUCCUCCUGUCCUUGGGGCCAUUUGUUUUCCAUCACUGGAGCAGAACCAAGUCAUGCUGGUGGCUGACGCGUUCAAGUGCCUGGUCUGACUGUGGGAAAUCAGAGCUCCAGUUGUUCUCGUUCCACCUGCCAGAAGCUGAAGGGGCGCGGCUGGGACCUCUGCCCACAAAGUCUCGCCUCCCUCCCCUCCUCCCUUCUCGGAGGGAAAGUUGUGGCAAAAGCGUAGAGGACUGUGAGGAAGUCCAGACCAUAGCACACGCGGCCCCCCUCAGGAGGUCCACAGGCUGAGGGGGACUUGAUUGACUGUUGGAGAUAAGAUGAGAUGGACCAGCUAACCAGACUGGUGGACUUCUCUGGAGACUUGGCGCAGGAACAGGAGUCCACAAGCAGACUGACGUCCCUUCCGCCAAAGGGAACCGCGGGAUCCAGUCACAGGAACAUGGCCAGCAGCAGCGGCGGUGGGACCGCAUUGGAGAAGAAUGUCUUGACGCAGAAGAGCAGCACAACUUACUUCACUUCCUCGUCGGUGGGCGUGAGCAGCGGCGGCUACAGCUCCUCCUCGGGGGUCUACCUGGGAGGAGACGGCGCCGCCAGGAGCGACAACGGCGCCGGCGCCUACCUGGACGGCGAUGGCUACGGCAGCGGCGGCGGAGGAAGCUACCUGGUGAGCUCGGUGUCAAAGGUCAGCUCGUCAGGCGGCGCCAAGAGAGGGCAGGCCGCCUCCGCCGCCGCCGUCACCUCCUCCGCCUCGGAGAGGAAGCACGCAGCGAGCGGCCGGUCGGGAGGUUACGACGGGAGUUCCAGUGCUAAUUCCUCCCCAGACUUUACACGCAAAGACUAUGGAAUCUACUGCUCCGGGUCCAGCCGAGGAAGAAGUGCCAGCAGAGAGAGCGAGAUCCGGGCCAGACUGCAGAGCGCCUCACCCACGGCCGGCAGAUGGGCGGAGCUAGACGACGUUAAGAAGCUAUUGAAGGUCCGCUCCAGCAGCUCCAGCCCCCCGCGCGCCUCCAGCACCUCCGCCUUAAUGGCUGGCCCCAAGAAGGCCAGCGUGGAAACCCAGACCAUCUCCGUGACCUCUAAGGCCUCUCAGUCGGUUUUAACCUUCCCUUCAGGGGUCCGACCAAACGUCUUCCAGACGGUGGGCAGGGCCGACAUGUUCGAGACCGACCACUUUGACACGAUGGGGAAAAGCAGCGCGUACGAAGGCAGCAUCAAGUCGGCCCAGUAUGAUACUGGGGUCAGAUCAAUGGCGUACGGCACGGCUGGCAAGGCGGGACAGUACGACGGCGGCGUGAGAUCGAUGUCGUACGAUACCGGUCUGUGGUCAGGACAGUAUGAAGAUCGUGUCAGGCAGGACGCCGGUGUCAAAUCCAUGACUCUCGGCGUGAGAUCCGCCCAGUACGACGGUAGCCUGAGGUCGGGCCAGUACGAUACUGGUCAUAGAUCAGCCCAGUAUGAUGGCAGUUUGAGAUCAGGCCAGUACGAUACUGGUGUGAGGUCCAGCCAUUAUGAUGGUAGCCUGAGGUCUGGCCAGUAUGAUACCGGCGUGAGGUCCAGUCAGUACAGUAUUAGUCAGAAGUCAGGGAUCCACGACUCGGCGGUGAGGUCGGCCCAGUACGGUUCCACCACGCUGGAUGUCCCGUCCUUCCCCUGGCCCACCUCCACGCUGCCCGCCUCUGCGGCGGUGGCGGCGGGCGGCAGCAGUUACACGUCCCACCAGGCCAACGCCAACAACAUGUCGGCAGGAAUGUCACCUUCUGGCCUCACCUCACCUUCACUGUCAGUUUAUGGCUUUCAGAACAAUUUGGCGCCCACUUCUGGCGGCGCUGUGCUCACCGCAGGCGCAGUCAACGCCAGCACGGCAGCAGCUUAUGGAGUGCAGAAAAACAUGUCCAGCGGUGGUGGUGUUGGUGUUGGUGGUGGCGUCGUCGGGACUGCAGUCUCUUCAACCACUAGAUCCCAGAACGAGGACGCGUACAGAGACUACACCUUUGUCAACGCUGACAAGGAGAACCUGUCUGGAAGGAGGGAGACGGAGACGCUGGUUCUGGCCAAGGACAGUGGCAAGCAGUUCACCAGGACUGCAGGUGGAGGUUCUCUGUCAGGUGACUCCCUGCAGAAGGAGAAGAUCAUCAGCAGCUUCAGUGAGGCGUCUCAGCUGAAGGCCGCUGGAGGAAACACUUACUAUGGAUCGUCAGGAGUUUUAAUGAAGGACCAAGCCACACAUGCAAAGAUUCGCAAAAAGGGCGGAGUCUUCGGGGGCGGAGGUUGGUGCUGCUGCUCCGACGCUUGUUGCUCCUGGUGGAAGUGGCUGCUGGCCUUCCUGCUCCUCUUCUUGCUGCUGCUCGGACUCCUUUUCGGCCUCAUUGCACUGGCGGAGGACGUGAGGAAGCUAAAGAAUCGAGUGGCUACCCUGGAAACCGAGUCGGCCGUUAUCUCCGCUCGCACCAGUCACCUGGUGGCCGGCGGUGGCGGCACCUACGUGGACGGUGGCGGUCAGCGAACUGACAUCUUCCUGUUCGGAGGCGGCGGCGGUGGAGGCUCGGCUGGCGGUGUUGCUGCUGGUGGUGGUUCUGCUGCUGGUGUUGGUAGCGCUGGUGGCGCUGCUGGUGCCGGCGGUUCUGCUGGUGCUGGUGGUGCUGGUGGCGCUGGUGGCGCUGCUGGUGCUGGUGGUUCUGCUGGUGCUGGUGCUGGCGCUGCUGUUGCUGGUGCUGGUGCUGGUGCUGGCGGCACUGCUGGGGCUGGUGCUGGUGCUGGUGGUUCUGCAGCUGGUGGCUCUGCUGGUGGACAAGGCUAUGGUGUCAGCGCCGGAGCUGGAGGUGCAGCUGGCGGCGUCGCCGGAGGUACCGGCUCCAGUGGCGGCUCCAGUGGCAGCACAAGCGUCCUGACAAGCGGCUCCAGCUCUGAUCGCACCAUCAUCAUAAGCGGCAGUACCCACACCAGGGAAACCGAGGUUAUAGGCGGUGCCGGUGCCAGCGGAACCGGCUCGAGUGGCGGCGCAGGCAGCAGUGGCACCAGCUUGGGUGCCGGUGGCAGCGCAGGGGGAACCUCCUCCGGUACCAGCUUUAGCGGCACCAACGUUAGCGGUGGGUCCAGUGGUUCUACUUUCCAUCACGGCUUCUGGGCCAGCGGUACUGGUGGUUACAUCGAUGCUGCUGCUCUUCAAAUGGGCAUCCAGCGUAUGGUCAGAGCUGAAAUGCAGUCGCAGGCAUUCCGAGGGUUUCUCACUUCCUCUCUGCAAGGAGACACAGGCCUGCCUGGACCUAAAGGUGAUUCUGGUCAUCCUGGAAUUCCAGGUGUUCCUGGCACUAUGGGUCACGAGGGCCCUCAGGGUCCCAAGGGCCAGAAAGGAAGCCACGGUGACCACGGCACGGAGGGUCCCUCAGGUACGAGGGGGCGUGAAGGUCCACCUGGGCCCAGAGGUGAACCAGGGUUUGCAUCCAAAGGGGAAAAAGGUGAUGAAGGCUUAGUUGGACAAAAAGGUGAACCUGGUCCACUUGGGCUGGCUGGAGAAAAUGGAGCCAAAGGGUCCUUGGGACCAGCUGGACAAGAUGGCCAAAAAGGCUCGAGAGGUGACCAAGGCAGUCCUGGGCAGCCUGGACUCAGAGGUCCUUCUGGUCUGCGUGGAGAAGCAGGUCCUCCAGGAUCACCUGGACAUCCAGGUCCACCAGGUGAACCAGGAAGAAUCAUUAAUGCAGCUGGCCUCUCCACUGUUGGUAUCCCUGGCCCACCUGGGCCUGCAGGACCUCCAGGUGCCAGUGGGCCUGCUGGUCUACGAGGUCCCAAAGGUGACAGGGGAGACCAAGGACUAUCCGUGUCCUCAUCUGGGACUUACAGCUCCAGCUCCACGGCCGAGAGACAAUUUGCAUCAGGUGGAGUCUCCUUGCUACCUGGCCCACCUGGUCCACCUGGACCACCUGGACGUCCAGGGGAUUCAAGACAAGGUCCUCAGGGACUACCUGGUCCUCCUGGUCCAACAGGUUACGGGAGACCGGGUCCUAAAGGAGAGAAAGGGGACUCUGGUUUCGUAUCCAGCUCUGGAACCUACUACACUGGACAACCAGGACCCCCUGGACCUGCUGGGCCUGCUGGCCUGAAAGGAUCCACAGGUUCUCCUGGACCAAGAGGUUUCCAAGGAGAGCCCGGUUUGCCAGGAAGACCAGGAAGCUUGGAGAGAGUGUCGACGUAUAACGGAGAACACAGCGUACAAGGACCUCCUGGACCCCCAGGGCCUCCUGGACUGCCAGGUCAACAAGGGCUCAAAGGUGACACCGGAACUCCUGGUAUUCCCGGAUCUUCUCGAGGCUCAGUCUCAGUCGCCUCAGGGCCUCCUGGUCCUCCAGGUCCGCAAGGUCCUCCAGGGCAGCCCGGUUCCUUCACCUCGUCCGUCGAGAUGCGGCAGUACCUUACGGAUUACAUAAGUCGUGUCAGAGAAUCCACCAUCCAGGGACCUCCAGGUCCACCUGGACCGCCAGGACAACCCGGAAUCUUUACAGGCUCGUUGGAGGAGAUGUCUGCUCGCAUUGUUGCCUACUUGCAACGUACUGGUUCAAGCUCAGGGAUCAGCAUUGGCGUUCAAGGUCUUCCAGGACCUCCCGGCCCCUCAGGUCCUGGUGGGGCGCUGACUAUCAGUGGUCUCAUUGCCAUGCUACAGAGAGACGAAGUGAGGAGAUACAUAACGGGGCCACCAGGCCCACAAGGACCUCCUGGUGCACCGGGAAGUCUUUCUAACAUUUACAGGAUCGAGGAAGUGGCGACGUAUGUCUUCAAAAUAAUGAACGACCGAGGACUUGCAAGAGGACCACCCGGACCGCCGGGUCUUCCCGGGCCUCCAGGCGGAGGGGACUCGGGCUACUCGACCGUGACGAUAGAUUACACGGCACUGAUCAGAAAUCCAGAGUUCCGUUCUUGGAUUAGUUCCUCCGCAAACCAAGGUCCCGCCGGUCCUCCCGGUGUUCCGGGACAACCCGGUCCACCGGGGCCACAGGGGCCUCCGGGGGUCGCCGUGCUAGGAGCCGGUGGUCGCGGGUACACCUUGGAGGAGCUUCAGCGUUACCUACAAGGCUCCGGACUCCGAGGUAUUCCCGGCCUCCCUGGACCUCCGGGCCCACAAGGACCAGCCGGUAGUCACGGUGGGAGCGUCACUUACAGCGGCAGCUUCCCCCGGGAGACCAUCCGCACUGAAGUCCACGACUAUCUGAGCACCGAGAGUGUCCGACGCGCCUACACCGGGGCCCCGGGGGCGCAGGGGCCUCGAGGCCUGAAGGGGGAGCGCGGAGAGCCAGGUCACGCCCAAAGACAGAGUCAGAGCUCCUCUCAGAGCGACUCUCGCUACGUGUCGCAGCAACAGCAGGUCAGCGACGUCAGCGACUACACCAGCGUGGCCUUGAAGGUCACCGACUACAUCAAGAGCCAAGGCCUGUUGCAGGACUAUCUGGUGGAAGGUCCAUGGAGGACUCAAGUCAGAGCGGUCCAAGGCCCGCCAGGACCCCCAGGACCUCCUGGAGCGCCUGGCUUCAGCCGAGUGAUGGCGUCUUACGGCAACAUCACCGCUGACCUCAUGGACUUCUUCAGAGCUCACGGCACCGUCCCCGGUCCUGCAGGAGGUCCCGGACCAAAAGGAGACAGAGGCUUCCCCGGACCCCGGGGAGACAAAGGUGAAUCAGGACGUCCAGGAAUACCAGGAAUACCAGGAUCCUACACCAUCCAAAUACCGCAUCGCGUACAGAAGAGAGAUUCAGGAAGUCAAGUGAUGAGACGGGGUAAGAGCGGCGUGAGAGCUGACGGCUAAAACCUCAACAGAAGCGAAGCCAAAGAAAAAGCUUCUUGUAGAAAUGCAACUACAACAAUAAAAAACCUGCUUUAUUAAUAAUUCAUGAGCUUGAUGCUGCUGCUCAGUGUCGUAGUUUCCAUCUCUGACAUCAAUGCUGGCUUUGGCGUUUUAAAGAACAUAUUUUAGCUCGUUAGAAGACUAAACAACUAUUCUACUGUAUCGAGGUCAAUUACUGUUUGUUGUAUAAAAUAUUUCAAAUGUUGCAGUAAGAUUAGUUAGCGCGCUUAUGACCCAUUGUUGACUUGAAUCAAAAACAUUUUUAAAAAAAAGCCAAAAGCUAGUUUGAGGGAUUUAGAUUGUAUAUUUUUGUAUGAGCUCACUGACUUUGUUGU